UGUGAACUAAUGUUAAGGGUGUAACUAGCUGGAGACAAAUGUAACUAGCUAGCAAAGCUCUACAUAACAAUGACGAAUUGGCUUAUUUGAGCAUGGAAAUGGCUUAUUGCGAGGGAAAAUUCACUCUUGCCAAAAGCGUGCGAUAUUUUCACUAAAACAAAAGGAUUUCCAGAGCUAUUCAUAAAGUUAUUUGAUGUAUAGCAGAAAUUAACCAGAGGAAAGCAGGGAGAACAUGUUUCUCACAGAGUUUUGCAGAGCAUCGUCCAAAUUUCUUCAAUGAGGUUUAAAUGCGUUAAUUGGCUACCCAGAUACUACGUGUACCUGGCAACAGAAAAAUAUACAUACGCUUGCUAUUUUUUGUGGACCACCUCACCACGUAGCAACGAUAGCAUAAAUAUUUUCGCUACAGAAGAUGCGGAGAGGUUCUCUCUUUCAAUUGAUGUCAAUUGAUACGCUUAGUUUGCAAAUUUGCCGAUGAUGGAAUGGUUAUUUUGGAGGAUUAAAUUAUGUUAGACAAAACGCUAUGUUAGUUUUCUAUUGCAAAAGUACUUUAAAGGCAAAUUAAUGGGUAAUUAUUAUUUUACUGGGAAGCCAUUAUCAUAUUGCUUUGUGGUUUUGAUUAAAAUCCUUCUGGGUGUAUUGAUCAACAAAUUUUUCAAAUUCCAAUGUAGAAUUUAGAGAUGGGUAUGAUGGACGUGGGAGGGUAGUGUGUGCAUAUUCUGCUUUUUUAUCCUUACCUUUUCAAGAGUCGUUCCUAAUGACAAAUAAUUAAAAAGCCAUACCUUCUCUAAAAGGUUUCUUUGAAAAAUAGGAUCUAAAUAAUUUUUUAAGACGAUCAGAUGCUUAUUUUCUCUAUUUUAAUUAAAAAAAAAUUACUUUAUUCAACCCCCUCCCCUCGCCGACUUUGCCUGCAUCCCUGAGGAUUUACGGUACAGGGCGUCCACUUUUUAUUGGAGAGAGCACUUUUUGUGAACGCGCUGUCUUUUCACUUUUAAGUCUAGAAGCAUUAUGAAUUUUUAGACGCUCGUAAUUUAAAAGCUAACUACACUUUCGUUUUCUAAUCCUGAGCGCACACAUUAUUCUGAAACAGCAGAUACAGUGCUAAGCAGCAGCAAUGCACGUCACAGGUAUGCUUGAACCAGGGGAAAAAGGGGCGAUGGGAUUGGGAAAGAUUUGCCGUGUUGUAAAAGGUAGUAUUUGACACUGACCCGGUAAAAUAGAUACGGUUAAUAGCAAAUGGAAAUACUCAGUGGCGAAAAUUGCCCCUUAUUUAGAAACGGGAUGCAAUUUUCGACGAAUUUUUUUAUUUCUCUAUGUUGGUUUUUUUAUGUAGAUUUCUGAAGUGUUUGCCCACAGUUUUUUGUCUCAUAUCCAGCUACUUCAGUACUUACUUUCAAUUGCCCAUUACAAAAACCAAUUACUAAUGUGGCAAGGCCAAAACAUCUCGAGUGGAAUUUGGACAAUUUACCAUUGCAAUUAAAGUGUCUCUGUCCAUGUGUGUCUGGUAUGGUGCUCUCACAUGGCUAGACAUUCCGGGUUAUUCCUAGCAUCGAUAUAAAACCGGAACACAUGUACAGCAUAAAAUCAAGGAAGCUUAAUUUUAUCUCUGAAUGUCCGUUAAUUUAACGUGAAGAUUUCGCAGAACAGAGGCUGCUUCGACCAAGCCAGCGAUUCAAAACUGUUUAUGAAUUCGUUUUAAUUUACUUAAUUUUGUUUUAAAUUUUCCAUUGGAGUCAUACGCACCGUGAUGAAACAGCCUUUUCCAACCUAAACCACAAAUAUAAUACCUAGCAGGGGGUGUGGGGGCUGGGUUACCCUCAUCAAAACGAUCACCGUUAAAUGUCCACGUGUUUUUUAUCAGGUCAGACGAGAUAUGCAUAAUGAAUAACUUUUCAGAAAAUAAAAGUUGUCGUACUGGAUAACUUAAUAAAAGUCUGGGAAAAAAUUUUAAUAGAAUUAUUCAAAUGCAAUGUAUUUAGGAAAACAAGUUCAAUAAUUUUAGUUUACCUUUUUUUUUGUUCGGGUGGUUUUGAGGAAGUAACAAAGACUUAUUUUAUCUUUAUUUAUUUAAAAUGCCGUUUGUAAAUGUGGUGUGAGUGUAAAGCUUGAGCAAAAACGGAGAAACGAUAAGUACUAAAGUAAUAAAAUAUUUUGAAUGAUAAUUUUUUCAUAAUGGCUAACUAGCUCCUGGCCAACUCCACGUGGUUUCUGAUACAUGAAGUAGACAAACUGAUUAUAAAUUUUUCCAUUGAUCUAUAAAUGGACACAUUGGUCAAGCCAAGAUUCAGCUUUAAUCUUUUGCCCAAAACGAUUUAGUUUUGUGAGACCAUUAGAAGCAAUAUCUUUAAUCUCCUACACAUUGCCUAGAUUUUUUGCCUUAUCGAAAAUAUUUCCUGAUCAGAAUAAAAAAUUCUGCGUAAGCUGUCCUAUAUAUUGCCGACAAUUAUUAUCCUGAAAAGACAGACCAUACUAUGCAAAAAAUCCCUAGGGAAGACAGCUUUCUGUCCCUGGAUUGCCCGUAGGCUUAGAAUAAGAAGGUAUGCCUAUAGUGACAAAUUCCUCUAUUAUUACAUUGGGGAAAAGGGGUGGAUAAAAUUGGCGGCGCCAACUGGGAGAACACGUUCCCUGAUUCUUGGCAAUGUCUAUUUUGUAUUUCGCCUAAUUCGGCGAGAAAAUGUUGGGGGAGUGGUUAUAUUUGGGCAAAGAUUCUUUAUGAGGUCAAAAUCAGUGGUGGGCAUUUUCUAAUGGUAAAAGUGGCCUUCCCUGUUGGUGAAAAGGCGCUUUCUUCCUGAUAAAAGAACGUGGCAUAAAAUUUUUAUAUUUUGUGACCUCACAGCCUAUUGGCUGGCACCGCUCCUGGCAGAUUAUAUGUUACUAGGGUUUUAUGAUCGUCUCAGCAUUGUGGCCAGGAAUCAUGGAAGUUCGAAGUCUUUGACCUUUAGGGAUAGGACACAAGCACGCCCAUGUGAAUUGAUUUUGCCUUUUUUCUUUUAAAUAUUCAGAUUAAAAAACAUUGUUUGCCUUUUUAAGCAUGUUACUCCUUUCAGCUAUCAGCUUGGUGUUGUGAAUAUAUCUAGUGGCAAGAAAUAAUUGCGUUUUACAUGCGUUUUUAUCUUCCACAGGUACGGUAUCAUACUGUACCGGGAGUCAAGUUCUGUUACCCCCAAGGUGUUGACCCCAGUUUUUUAUGCUCGCUGACCUGAACUUUCGAAAUCUGCGGAUUUUCUCUGCAUCUCAGCUCAUCUUUCUAGCCUGAGGGCGUUUUUCAUGACACCAUUACUCGGUUUGUUAUUGCCAUUAGUGCGUUUUAUUCUGCAAAGACCGUGAGUGAAUUGCCUUUUUUCUUCGUCCACUCUGCGGUUGGCUGGUCUCGUAGCUUGUCCGGUCGCUUAUAUUGUCCCUCAGAGCUAGUAUUGUGCUGUCGAAUUGAUGAGAUUUUAAACAGCAAUUGAAAUGAUCUGCCCUUUUAACUUUUUUAUUUGCUACGAUCAAAUUACAUCCUGUUAUGUGUGCAUAAACCGCAGUGUCAUGACUAAUGGUAGCCCUCAAGGAGGAGCUUCACCUGUCCAAACUCAUUGUGUAUUGCGAGUUCGUGGGAACAACACGCGCAAGUAGCUGGUGCGACGAAUAUUACCAACUUUAAAAGAUGUGACUGCCUUCAGCAAAACUAUAAUCUUGAAGUCGUGGAAAUGAAAGAUUUUAUAUCAGUUAUGGUUGCUGAGGAUGGUAUUGCAAGGAAAGUCGGUGGUUUGCAAGAAGGUGAUACCCUGGUAUAUAUAAAUGGAAUUACGUGCCAGUCAAGGGCUAAAGCUAUAGAGACAGUAAAGAUGGGGAAGAAUGAAUUGAGAUUGAAGUUGAAAAGAAAUCAGAGCGCAGAUUCUGCCGUAAAAGCCAUCGAGUUGAAAACUGGGCCUAAACGCUCUAACAGUUUCUACGAGUCAGUUGUUGAGAAUAUGUUGGAAAAUGUCAGUGAUGAUAUCACUUCGACGCACUAUUCAAGAAGAAGGAACACUCUAGAGAGAGAGAUGGGCAAAGUGCGGAAAAAACCUUUGGGCGUUAUGAAAGAGAGCAGCAAUAGUGGUGAUGUAAGCGAAGUUAUUAGCGAGAGAGAAGAAGGGAAAAGUAUAGGCCGAUUUAGUCCACCAAGGACUGAUUUGAAAACAUUGUCACCCCAAGAAGAAAGGAUGCGGUUCGGACAGGCUCAACCUUCACCGAGGAGCUUUCAGCGUGUUAAAAUCAAAAGUGUUAACGUGACUUCAGUAAUGCCAAUCAAGAAGAAUGAUAGUUCUGAACAGUUUAAAAGUUUGGCAGUUGGUUCUGAUCCUCGAAGUGGUAACCAAGCAGCCUCUCCUACAAGCGACGAUGCACCACCUUCAGUAACCAGAAACCAGUUAAUUAGCGAAGAACCAAUCACUUCGCAAACAAAAAGCAUGGAUGAAGGGACGCCGAACGCUCAACGUCCUUGGAAUGACCGGCAAUGUCAUAGAAAAGCAAGCCCUCCACCGGUUGCCAGCAAACCGAGCAAAGUUAGGCCGGAGAGCUCGAGCGACUCUUCUUCACCACCAAUGACCGUGUCAAAGGCUAGAGCGAUGUUUGAAGACCUCUCAAAGUCGCAAGAAAACUUAGAUACGAUAGGAACAUCAAGAAACAAUUCUACGAGUUCGCCGAAAACAGAAAAAAGAGAAAUGGCUACAGACAAUGCUAAACAAAGCGAGGAUUCAAAGAAUCCUGCUGCAAAUUCUCUUCAGGAACCACUUAGGCCCUGCCAUGCUCACACUAAAUCCUUACCUCUGGAAAACACGGAAGGGCCUAGAAGAGAUAUAAGGCGACCAGGAUCAGCACCCCAUCGCAGGUCAAAUAGACAGAUUAGACCAAAAUCUGCACAUUUCGCUUCUGAAGAAGAAAACACAGAUUCACAAAACCUACCUCUUGGCUAUGCAGCUGUACAAUCAAGUCGUCUGGUACACGGAAGAAAGUCAAUAGCUACGACAGCUCCGAGUGCCAGUGCUCUUUACAAAAAAGAGUCUUCCUUCAGGCAUUCGAGUGAAGAUUUGAGGCCAUCAGUUGAUACAUUACGCUGGGGAAAGAAAGCAUCAACCCUUCCAGCAAAUCAAAUGCGGGAAGCUGCGAAAAGGUUUCACAAAGAGCUCAUGAAAAAGGACCCUAAAUUUCGCUACUCCUUAAAUGCAGCCGAGCUACCUGCCAGACCAGCACAUCUCGGCUCUUCUACUGGUGGGUCUUCUGGAAGUAGUUUAGGCUCUUCGCAAGAUCAACUCAAUAACGGUGAGCUACCAAGAAGAUCAAGUGGGCCUAACGUUUUCACAAGAGCUUGCUCUACCUCCAGUCUUGACUCAUCUCCUGGUCACCCUGAUUCGAUGCCUUCACCUAACGAUGAAGAUAACACGAUUAUGUCUCGUUUAUUGCGAGAGCAGCGAUUAAGCAGUAAUGGAAAUCUCAAACGCAUCGAAGAAGAGGCUCGCUCUCCAAGAAGUAAAACUUCGCCAAGAGAGGGCAGUCUUUCGUCCAGUGAAACUGUGGAACCAAGUGAAGAUCCUGGCAAGAGGACGAUCAGUAUACAAACUGACUUCACCCCAACUGCAUCGAGAAAACGAGAGCUGUUCACCGAAAGACGAAUUGUCACAAGCACCAUGCACCCAUUCAGCGCAACCAUAACAACGCAAUCGACAAUUGAGACAUGCAUAGAUGAUGUCGACCCUGCCUUCCUGAGCAGUGCGCCUCUAUUUUCCGAAAACAUCCCAAAACUUUCCGCUGACGAUAUCGAACAAACCUCCCACGAAAAAGAACCCAGUGCAGAUAGUAAUGACGAAAUGAUUAAAAUCAACGAAAAUCAAAGCAAAGAAGAGGAAACUGGAGACUUUCCUUUGCCUGACCUGGACGAUUUACCACCACCCCCUGAGGAACUACUUAUAGCAUCCCCACCUGAAAAGGAGAAACCGCAGCGAGUCAUAAAUCGAAAGAAAAGGGACCAUCAUUCUGGACUAGGAACAAGCCGUAACAGUUCUUGCGUCAGUACGGAUUCAAAUGUAAGCACCGCUACAAUGGACUCUGGUAUUGCUGUAAGAGCAUACAGCAUGUCUGAUUCAAGUCCUAGAAAUAGUCCAACAAGAGUCACCUUGGAAUUUGAAGAUGAUUAUGAUAAUCAUGGUGUUGAUGAAGGGUUCAAAGGUUCACGAGAAGAGCUCGGCGAUGCCGAUGAUUGCCCGACUUGUAAUUCGGAACUAAUGACUCCACCAAAUGAAUUAGAACAAAAUUUUGAAGGGGAAAAAGAUGAUGGUGACUCAAAUUCCAGGCUAGACUCUUCUGACAGCAGCCAGAACGGAGCUUCAAGGUUAGAGGACCUUGACCAUAAAAAGGCUACCUUGGUUGAAAGCAUGCGAAAGAAAAUUGAGGAGCUGAAGCUACAAGAGCAGGAAAUUGCUGAGGAAAUAAAAUUAAAUGAAGAUUUAGGAAAACAUGUAAGGGGUCUGGUAGAAAAGAAGGCAACACAGACGGAAUUUUCUAAAUAUGAACUCUUUAUUCGAGAACUGAACAAAAUUGUUGCUCUGCUAUUGUCCCUUACACAAAGAUUACAUCGCUAUGAACAAAUGCUGCAAGAUUUGGAUAUGUCUGAGGAAGAAGACAAAGAAAAAAGGGAUACGCUGAUAUCUAAAAUUGACAAAUUGCGAAGUCAACACGAGGAAGCUUGUAACUUGCGGGAAGUUAACGACAAACGAGGCGAAAACGUUGCAAACUUCUUAGAUAAAUAUUUCAACGAGGAGGAAUUCGCUGACUUUCAGUAUUAUGUGGACAUGAAAUCUCAAUUAGCUUUGAUGCAGUCAGAAAUUAAAGAGAAAGUAAAGCUCGGAGAAGAAAGGUACCAAGCUCUUGACAGUACUGGAACCUUUUAACCGGAGAUGGCCUCACCAACAGCUAACAGUAUUAAAUUUUGGAAGGCAGAAUAUGUCCGGAUACGGCCUCACUUCCGUGUGCCAAAGAGCGUGUUCGCCUUUGGUAUUCCAAUGCUGAUGGUCUACGGUCUUUUUCGUACAGAACCACGAUCCAUCGGUUGUCCUACGGAAACCGAUAAUGCAUCGUAGAACUUCUUGAGCUGUCAAUGGGAUGUGGCGUGUCUUUAUGACCAGAGAGAAACGAAUGCGACGAAAGGGGACUAGUGGCAGCGUCACGUAGAACCACUAGAAAGUCUUAUUUCAAGUCUUAAUUUGAGGAUCAAUAUUUUGUCUUUGAGAAAUUAUCGUUGCUCUCAAGGUACUGUCACAAAUUCCGCUUAUCGAAAUCCCGAUAGGGCCUACGUAUGAAAUGCCAUACGACACAGAUAGGGACAACUUUCCUUUUCUGAAAUUUUGCAUUUUCAUCCCUGAUAUUAUUGUGAAAUUAAAGUUUUUUAACCAUAUCAUCAUAUAACCUAACAAUUUUAUUUCUACAGUUGGCUUGCUCCAUCUUGCUUAAAUUUGAUUACAUUUCCUUGCUGAAACUGAAACUCAACCUUCAUAUUGGACCUUUCAAAAUAUGCGACAAUUUGAGCCUUUGCCUUGUGACAUGUGAAAUGGCGGGUAGUGCUGUUUCAUAAAUUGUAUGAUAAUAUCUUCAAAUAAAUGCUUCUGUUUAUAGUUGGAUUUAUCGUAGAAAAUUUUCUUAACGAAGAAUAAGGUUGUAUCUUAUUACAAACACUUUAGUUCUUAACUGAUGCAGGUAAAUCUCGUAGUAUAUUAUUGUAUUUCAUAGUACCAUUACAUUUUAGAUAAUGGUAAGUAACUGUAGUUUCCUAUCAUUUUAAAUGCCUUUUUGAACAAUCAUCCAGUUUAGAAAACUGUAUGCUGAUACUAACCAUGAGAUUUAGGAACAUAAUAUUUUGACAUCCAUUCCAAAAGAAAUGCCAGUUUUUCAUUUUUUUGCAGCGUUUUAUAAAAAUGUCUUUGUGACAUCAAUUGCAAAAUAUCCUCGAACCCUACCUGCUUUCUUUAAUUUCCAGCCUGAAUUGAAUAAUGAUACCCAUGUAGCUAAGUACUUUAUUUUGACCUAUAUGUUCUUUAACGAAAAUAACUCGACGUCAUGCAUAACUUCAUUUAUUUGCCGGAUCAAAGAGCGACAAUAUCUAUUGCAUAUUUUACAUUUUUAUCCUUAUUUAUUGCAACUAAAUGAUUUUAGUAUACCCGUAGUAAAAACAAAAUACUGACUGAUUUGCCACUUGUUUUAAUUUCAUAAAUAAUUUUGACAAAAAUUAUUUCUAUGAAAAUUUCAAAAUUCGUACAUUUUGAUUAAACUCUCUAGUUUCGAUUGGGUUGUUCAAAGUUUUGAAAGGAACCAUUUUUAUUCAAAGGCGUGGCAUAUCAAAUGCCCGUUUAUCUCAGUUGUGAUUUUAAGAAGUAGCGAUCAAACCCAAUAAUUUUAAUAUAUUUUAUGUUGUAUGAUUCUUGAAUGAUGAAAGGAACCAUUGUUUACAAAA
This is a messenger RNA of Rhopilema esculentum, 8464 nucleotides long. RefSeq lists its product as uncharacterized. Gene Ontology annotation, cellular component: cortical actin cytoskeleton; adherens junction; apical plasma membrane. NCBI's taxonomy places the organism in Eukaryota, Metazoa, Cnidaria, Scyphozoa, Rhizostomeae, Rhizostomatidae. Gene Ontology annotation, molecular function: actin filament binding. The record is from RefSeq and is a predicted model, not a curated record. Gene Ontology annotation, biological process: actin filament organization.